This is a messenger RNA of Zophobas morio, 970 nucleotides long. RefSeq names its product RING finger and CHY zinc finger domain-containing protein 1-like. The transcript has 10 exons. Lineage: Eukaryota; Metazoa; Arthropoda; Insecta; Coleoptera; Tenebrionidae. The record is from RefSeq and is a predicted model, not a curated record. The coding region runs from base 96 to 956 and encodes 286 amino acids. Gene Ontology annotation, molecular function: zinc ion binding.
AUAAGUUAAGGAGUAAGAACUGCAAAACUCUAGGCUUCUACAAUUUUUUAAACGCAGGCAGUUGUAGGAGGUUAGUUUUUGUUUAUUUUUCUACUAUGGAGGAAGAGUUAGAUACAGUUGAUUCCUCAGAUUCGGUUUGUGAUGCCUGUCCCCAUUACGUGAGGGACAAUGAAAUUAAAGCCGAGUGUUGUGGCCGCUUUUAUGGCUGCCGAUUAUGUCACGAUGAGAAGGUUUCUGAUCACACAAUAGACCGUUUUUCUACUAAAAAGAUGAGAUGUAAGCAUUGUGGUUUCGUGCAAAAAGUUGGCCCUGCUUGUGUAAACUCCGGCUGUGAUGCUUUCAAAAAUACUUACUAUUUUUGCGAAAUUUGUAAGUUUUGGUCCAAUGAUAAAAGCAAGAAAAUAUACCAUUGCAGUGACUGCGGCAUAUGUCGCGUAGGCUCCGCUGAAAAGAUUUUUUUCCACUGCCACCGUUGCAAGGUGUGCUUUCCUUGCGAUACUGAUGAGGAAAAACAUUAUUGCCUUCCAGGCGCCUCGGAGGACAAUUGUCCUAUUUGCUACGUUUAUAUGCACGAUUCUGUCAGACCUAUUAUAUUUAUGAGUUGUGGCCACGCCAUUCAUGCCGAUUGCUGGAAGGAAUACGCCAAGUCAGGACAGUUUAGAUGCCCCCUUUGCAAAAGGACAGCUUUUCAAAGUGCUGAGUACGACGCGCUUCUUGAGGCAGCCACUCAAAUGCCCAUGCCACCAGCUUAUUGCAAGUGGUCGGUUGAAAUUCUUUGCAACGACUGCCUCGCCAAAUCGACAACUUCCUUUCACUUUUAUGGCAACCGCUGUCUUCCCUGUAAAAGUUUUAAUACUUCAAUAAUACGAACAAUUCCAGAGGAUAGGGAGUCUCUUGGGGAAGCGCAAGCCACUGAUGAUACACUGGAGGAGAGAUUUGUCCCCGAUCCCGAAUAACUACUGCUUUAAAU